This is a messenger RNA of Symbiodinium sp. CCMP2592, 1281 nucleotides long. Lineage: Eukaryota; Dinophyceae; Suessiales; Symbiodiniaceae. The record is from the annotation of a GenBank genome assembly.
AUGGAAGGAUUGGCAAUGCAGAGAUGGGUCGUGGAUAAGUUGCUCAAGAAGGAGUCCUGGUACAAGGAAAACAAGAGUUUCAACAUCUUCAUGAACCGGUACUCUUAUGCCACCGACCAUGCCAUUUCAAUGCACACCGAUGCGUCCAAAUAUUAUGAUGAGAUUGAUCCGAUCACAUCGCUUUCAAUGGUCCUGGGAUCAUUUCUUUUGAUCCAAGCGAAGCAGGCUAAAAAACGAGGCAACAAGCCGAGGUGGUGUUUGGUUGUUUACCAGCCGCCUUGCUCCAUGCUGAUCAUGGCUGGGAAGUUUCAAUCGCAGUUCGAGCAUGCAGUGCCUGCUUGGUUGGACAUGAAGGAGAUUGCCCAUGCGGAACAAAAUGCUGAGUUUCAAUUGACACGCGGUGGGCAGCAAGAGAAUCUCAGACUCCUGUUUGUUGGGCAGGCGAAACAACAGAUGAAGGAUGAAAUUGAGAGACUGGAGAGUCUCAAUUUGAACGAGACUCACAGGUGGAAUGUGACGGUGAGGAAAGCAAGAUAUAACGGCAUUGGGGAGCAGAUCGCAAGUUUGCUUGAAAUUGAUGCUUCUCUCAAGGAAAUGGUUGAGAAGAACAAAAUGUAUCCUCAGCAGAGUUUAAGCGUGCAGCGGAAGAUCGUGGAGAAGUUGCGCAAGUUGAGGAGACAGGCUUUGCUUUUGGACUUGCUUUGGUUGUCGACAGAGGGACCUAGUUUUGUCGCUGCGAUCGACCAAGUGGCUGUCGAAGUUCCAGGCAAAGAUCCAAAGCAUUUGACAGUGGUUCAGAUGUCUUUUCGUAUGUUCAAGGUACUCCUGGAUGAGCACCCCAUUGAUGAAGACUGCCUCCAAGAACAUGGUCUCGUGUGCUUGGACUUUUCUGGUCUGCGUGACGAUGUUUUGAGCCAAAGCGCGAAAGAUAAAAAAUGGGAUUGGAUGACUUUGCAGGGAAAAUAUUGCAUCGAGUCAUUCACAGCCUAUGUGUUUGAUGAUUCUGCACCGUCGGAUAGCAUCAGUAUCAGGACCAAACUGACUUUUCUGCAACAGCCUUUGCGUGAUGUGGUCCGGAUGGCUGAGUCUGGGUCAGGGCCAGAAGAGUCCCUGACAAGUGCUAUGCGGUUGGAGAAGUGGUUCGAUCUUUAUUUGGAUCAGAUCUGGACACAUGAAAGCUCCCAACGGGCUAUGUCACCAGACGGUCGGUUGAUUUUGUGGAUGAUACCUCUGCAAACGAGACUCACCUACCUCGGCUCUAAAAGAGCGAAAACAACAUGA